GCCACGUCAGCGCAAUUAAAAGGAAGUAUGUGCAAAUAUGUGUAUUUAUUAAAUUAAAACUUGAAAAAAUAUUAAAAAUAUAGAGCUCAAACUAGUUUGACUUAAAUAAUAAUAUUGUAAAUUAAAUGUAUCAUCUUAUUUGUUUAAAAUCUGAUUAAAAUCUUGUGUGCUUUAAUUAUGAAUAAGCAGGAUAUAAGGCGCAGUUUAGUUCGUGCGAUUCGUCAUGGAGAACUGGAAACAGCAAGAGAGUUAAUAAAUUCUCACGGGCUGUCAUAUUCAGAAUCAUGGUCAAAAGGAUAUUAUUUACUUUGUUAUGCUCUUGAUAAUAAACAUUCGGAGAUUGCUAAAUUACUUUUAACAAGCGGCUCUGAAGUCAACAGUUAUCAAAACUUUUUUAAUACUCCCCUUCAUUUUGCUGUAAUAAAUGGUGACAUAGAAAUUAUAAAGAUGCUUCUAGUCAGAAGUGCUAAUAUUAAUGCUCAAAAUCGCUUUGGCCAAACUCCACUCCAUGAAACGAUUGAAAAUGAUGAUCAAGUAGAAAUUAUCGAAUUACUUUUAAAACAUGAAGCUGAUGUUAAUGUUAAAAAUCGUUAUGGUCGAACUCCACUUUAUAAAGCGGUUAAAAAUAAUCGAUUAGAAAUUACUGAAUUACUUUUAAAACAUAAAGCUGAUAUAAAUGCUGAAGACGAAGACAGAAAAACCCCACUAUUUUAUGCCAUUGACUAUGAAAAUUUGAAAAUUACCAAGCUACUUUUAGAUAAUGGAGCAAAUGUUAAAGAUUAUCCCAAGCUAUUGAAUAUUGCUGUUAAGAGGGAAUGCCCGGAAAUCGUUGAACUUCUUUUGCAACAUAAUGCUGAUGUUAACGCUACCGAUAUAUACGGUAAAACAGCAUUACUUUUAAAUGUAAGUGAUAUUGAAGAUUGUUAUAAAUCUCUUACUGAUAGAGAUUCUUAUGUUAAUAUAAAGAGGAAAAUUACUAAACUGCUUCUUGAUCAUGGUGCUAAUGUAGACGCUCAAACUCGAGAUGGUUCGACGGCACUUCAAUUUGCUAUCUGGAAUGACCAUUCACAAGUUGUUGAAGUGCUUUUAGAAUAUAAUGCAAAUGUCAAUGUUAGAAAUCACAUAGAUCGCGAGACACCACUCCAUGUGUCUGCACGAAGCAGAGAUGUAGAAAUUUGUAAAAUGCUUUUGAAUAAAGGAGCUGACGUAGAUGCUAAGGAAAAGAAUGGAUCCACUGCGCUGCACAUUGCAACUGAAGAGGGUUCCAACGAGAUUGUAAAACUAUUGCUUGAACGUGGUGCUAAAGUUGAUUCUAAAAAUAAAUGUAAUAUUACACCCCUGUAUUUGAGUGCUCAAAGAGAUCAUCAGGAAAUCAUUGAAACUCUCUUGAAAUUUGGUGCUGAUAUUAAUUCUAGAAAUAAGUAUGGCAGAACAGCACUCCACAUCGCUUCUUUCAAAGAGCAUGUUAAAGUUGUUACAACUCUCCUGGAGUAUGGCUGUGAUAUUAAUUCUAGAGACUGGGUUGGCAAAACAGCACUCCACAUUGCAUCUCACUUGGGGCAUAAUGAAGUUGUUACAACUCUCCUGGAGUAUGGAUCUGAUAUCAAUAUUAUGACUAAAAAAAAUCUUACACCUCUUGAUUAUGCUAUUGAAACUACUACUGCUGAAACUAUUGAAAUUCUUAAACGCCACAUAGUUCAAAUGAAAACCGCAAAUUUAUAUGUUAAUCAACAAAAUUUGCUUUCAGUUGAUGAAAUUUCCUAUCGUAAUUUUCAGGAAAAAUGUGAGAAUGAAAUAACAGGCAUGAAGAGCGAGAAGAUGAAUAAUUAUAAUAUUUCAUUUUAUGAUAUCUUGACAAAGAAUACUGAUUCUUUAGCAAUAUGUUUGAGGAACGAAAAUAUAGUACAGAUUCUAAAAUUAGACGACUAUAAAACAAAAUUUCCAAUAUAUGGAAGCAUGAUUAAAAGCCGUUUCAGAAAUGGUAUGAAAAGAAAAGAGUUACUUGAUCAAGGGAAUAAAAUUUUACGUUUUCUUUUUGCCAACCAUCUUCAAUUACCACAAGAAUGUACUGAAAAAAUAUUUAGUUAUUUGAGUGACGAAGAUUUAAAGAAAAUCAUCGAAAAAAGUAAAGAUAAGUAGACGCUCCUGAAAAAUUUCAUUUAAGUUUCUUACGUUUGAAUUUUACGAGUGAAAACAAUUUUCUCGAUAAAUAACGAUUUUACGCGAAAAAUUAUUUUAUUUAUGGUAAUCUUUUUUCAUGUAAUUUAACAUUUAUCGAUUUAAUUAACGUCUUUCAUAAAAUUCUAGAGGGUGACCUUUAGGAAUGGUGAAAAUUAAAGUUUUACGGGGACAUACAGUUGCUACUUAGAAUUAACAUUCCAAUGUACUUCGAUUAACGCAAACCUUGAUGGCUUAAAAUUACAGAUGUAAAAUCCACUAAUUUGUUUUGUACCGGAAUAUUUUGCUAGAAAAUACCAAAUUUGUAUUUUAAUUUAAAAUAAAUUUUUACAACAUA
Messenger RNA from Chrysoperla carnea, 2515 nucleotides. Its product is annotated as serine/threonine-protein phosphatase 6 regulatory ankyrin repeat subunit B-like. Gene Ontology annotation, molecular function: protein binding; transcription cis-regulatory region binding. Gene Ontology annotation, cellular component: nucleus. Gene Ontology annotation, biological process: positive regulation of transcription by RNA polymerase II. The transcript is spliced from 2 exons. The record is from RefSeq and is a predicted model, not a curated record. Bases 178 to 2139 code for a protein of 653 amino acids. Lineage: Eukaryota; Metazoa; Arthropoda; Insecta; Neuroptera; Chrysopidae.